AUGUUUGAUAUUAAUGCUUCAAAUUUAAGAGGCUUAAAAAUUGAGUUCAUUAACAAUACUUUCCACAAAAUAACUGGCACUAUCUUUUCGUUUUGGUUGGAACACGAAUCUAAUGCCAUAUUUAUUAGCAACAACACAUUCCAAAACAUUACUGGCGGUAUUGUUUGGCUACGUCCACCACACAACAAGCCUUUUCGUUUUUAUUUUGAAAAUAAUACUGUCAAGAACACCACAUUACGUCUAUCUGGUAAGGCUUUAAUUGAAAUACUUGACGACAUAAAUGCAGGAGGAAGUCAGGUCAGCAUAGCCAACAAUGUAUUUUCUGCAAAUAAAGCCGACCAGGUAAUAUUCCUUGGAAUAAUUAGAAAACUCGAAGGGAAAGUGGGCAUAACAAAAAACAUAUUCAAAGAUAACAUAUGCUCCGAGACUUUAAAUGUUUCUUCCUAUCAGAUCACACUGAAGAACAAUGUUUUUAGUAACCCAUCUGCCAAGUGUGAACUAGACGCCCCAACGUUUGAAAGAUGGUAUGCCAUUGAUGCCCGAUGGAACUUCUGGGGGAAGCGGGAGAUGGAUGAUAUAGUGGACAGAAUACAUGGAUUUGAUAUUGGCAUGGUGAAUGGAUUCGUGCAUUAUCUGCCUUACUACCUGUCUGAACAAUUAACUGAUAUUUCAAGUGAUCACCUAAUAUUCAGUGGUGGUGAGAUCACUAGUCAGGUACAUCUUCAAACGUCUGCAUCACCGUACAGGAUUUGGAGAUCAAUAUUCGUCAGACCGGAGGGCAUAUUACGCAUUGACAAGGGCGUGGAACUACUAUUCCAACCGAAUAGAGGAAUCUAUGUUGAUGGCGUGCUUGUGGCUGGAGAGGGUAGUACUGCAGAACGAGUCAUAUUGACAAGCGCAACAAAGGAGCCCUGGUUUGGCAUUGUUCUUCCAUUCAAGACAGAUGGGGUAUCUAAGAUGGUCAGACUGGUCAACGGAACAACAGCUAAUGAAGGACGAGUUGAAGUGUUCGUGAAUGGGUCAUGGUCAACCGUGUCCACAAUUGACAGAAAUGAGGCGCUUCUUGUCUGCAGGGCAUUGGGUUAUGGAUCAGGAGAGUUUGCAAACUACCAGCAUGGUGGAGGAAGUGGACCUGUUCUCCAGGAUCUGAACUGUGAUGUGAUGGCCUCCUCCCUCUCUGAGUGCCAGCCAAGCUACUCUACCAGUAGAAACUGUGACCAUAAUCGAGAUGUUGGAGUCAGAUGCCAUCAGUUUGUAGCUCAUACAGGAUCACACACAUUCUCCUACCUGAAAAGUGUAUCUAUCCUUGAUUCUCAACGUGGUAUUGUGGUGCAGACUCCAACGGUCCGAUUAUCCAACUGUCACAUCAACAACACAGAAAGUGCAGGAAUUAUGAUCCAGACUGAUUCCAUCGACAUUGACCUGAAUGGAACAGUUGUAGAACAUGGACGGUCAACAGGUAUUUGGGUUAAAGUUUCUAAACGUUUCCGUCUCAGGAAUGGCACGACACAACACAAUCAAGGAAGUGGAAUAAUCUUAUCUGGAAAUAUGUCCAGCACAACUGUUGAAAACAUGAACAUCAUAAAUAACACUCUUCAUGGUUUGGAAACACAGUUAAAUAGACUUAAGGACGCUACAAUGUUAGAAAUCAAGCACAACAAAUUUGUGGAUCAUGUUUGGGAAGGGUCGGGUCUUAAACUAAAUAAGUCCCUCCAGUUGAACACCAUGGUGGUCCUUGAACAGAAUACAUUUAGUAACAAUGGCAAGUCUAUGGAUGUCAGACUGCAUAGUGAUUCUGACAUUUACAAUAACAAUAGAUGCAUCAUCAGAGGGAAUAUUUUCAAAUUAACUGGCCCAGUAUCAAUGUAUUCAGAAUACGACACAUCUGUCUUCAUUGAAGACAAUACUUUCAAGAAUUCCUUCGGUGGAGACAAGUGUUUCUUUGCUGUGGAUAUACAUAAUACAAGAAAUGGUGGCAGAACUCAGAAUAUUAGUCUGUCUACUAAUAGUUUCCAAAAUAUUACAGGUCAAUGUGUUGUUUAUGUGAAAUCAACAAAAUCUCAAUUUAACGGAACGCUCACCUAUAACCAGAUAUUCAAUUCUCCCACCAGUGAAGCAACAGUCAUGUUGAACUCGAAAAACGUUAGUCUUCAUUAUAACACGUUUGAUAACCCGGGAGCUGAUUAUGAACUGAAGAUUCUGUUGACUGGAGAGGAGGAAAUAAACGCUGAGCAGAACUGGUGGGGAAGUGCUGAUCCAGCUAUUGUCAGGGAACGAAUUCUAGACAAGGAUCUUGACCAGAGGCUUCUUAGAGUAGACUUCCUUCCAAUCCUCACUGAAAAUUUCGAUUGUUCUGGGGUGAAGAAUUGCAGUGAUAAGGGCGAAUGUGUUCGUCCAAAUGGAUGCAGAUGUGACGCGGGCUGGGCUGGAGUGGAUUGUUCUGACUUUGACUGCUCUGGUGUUGGCAACUGUAAUGGAAACGGUUUCUGUAUAGGGCCAAACAUGUGUGAUUGUACUCUGGGAUGGGAGGGUCUAUCCUGUGUGCUUGCUACAUGCCAUGAGGUUAACGACUGUGGUGGAGAUGAAAGAGGAUAUUGUGUGUUGCCUGAGAAGUGUACAUGUUUCCCCCAGUAUAGUGGAGCUGACUGCUCCCAGUGUGCACAGCUGAGAUGGGGAGACAGUUGCCUUCCUUGCCCUCAGUGUAAUCAUGGAUCAUGCAACCUCACAAAUGGCGACUGUGCAUGUGCUACUGAAAACUGGUCAGGAGAAUUGUGUGACACGUGCAGUGAGACGUUUUAUGGACCCAACUGCCUUCCAUACACUAAUGUCCUCAACAUCAUCCCAAGCUCUGGCCCUGACACUGGAGGUACAGACGUCCACAUCUGGGGACACAACUUCCCGGAGACAGAAAACAACAUCUUCUUCUGUAGAUUUGACUCCACAGUGGUCAGUGGCACACGCCUGUCAAAGGAACACAUCAUUUGUAAGAAUCCUCAGCAUCAAGCGCGCAUUGUAACUAUUGAGAUUUCUCCCGAUGGACUACAUUUUACGCGAAAUCAGACAGCUUUCACCUACUAUGAAGUGUGUCCACCUGGAGCGUGUGGGAAGACAGCCACUCCUCCUCAUGGUCACUGCUUCUUUGGGGGAUGUGUGUGUAUACUACCCUGGUCAGGGGAGGACUGCAAUGUCGAGUUGAAGGCACCAGUUAUUUCUCCUUUUCAAGAGAAACAAAUUGCUGCUGAAGGAAAUGAAUAUCAACUUCAAUUAACACUCACUGAGGGCAGUGCUCCAAUUGAUUGGUACUUAUUUGGAGCUCCACCUGGAAUGGCAAUUGACCUAAAGACUGGGCUCAUCUUCUGGGAGAGGAGCGUCGCCAGUGUCCAGCCAUAUAUCAUCAACGCCAGGGCUUCCAACCGUGUAGGACGUUCAGAGGUCCAAUGGUCAUUGACAGUCCAGCUGUCCUAUAACAUAACAAUAGAAGAGGUGACGCCUAGUGGGGUACUUCCUUAUCCCAAAACCAUACAAAUCAGUGGAAUGGUCACUUACUUUGCUGAAACGUCUCAAUCAUUGAUUGCUUUUGUGGAUGUGAAGGUACGAAAUAAAGGCACAAUCACAAAGAUUUCCAUUGUGACAUCAACGAGGAACAGGGAACGUAUUGAAGCAAUGUACUUUCCAAAGGCUGGUGACAGUGGACAGUUUGAAGUGGAUGGCCGUCACCCAGCAGACAGUGGGUUCACUCCUCAGAAAUCCUGGAGUGUGUUGGGGAUGACAUGCGUGCCUGGAUAUAUAAACAGACAUACCUACUUGGACCAGGACGUUGUGGAGAUGCGAGGUGUUACUGUACUCAAGAAUGAUGGAGUCAAUGGGAUCAAAGGCAUCACAGCUAGGGUGGAGGGAACUGGUGGUCCACUAACAUCUGUAGAUGUGAGAGCUGGAAACAGACUAUCAAGUGAUAGUUCUCAACCCUUAAUAAUAUUCUUGGACAAAGAUUCUGAAGUGUCCAUAGAUCUGAUCCUCACAGCAUCCCGUCCUCUCCGGGGCGUUAUUGCUGUUGUGUUCAGCACACCCGAUGGCACCAAAGCCAGAGUAAGAAUAGGAUUGCAGCUAAAUGUCAGGAAACCUGUUCUGGUCCUCUCACCAACAUCCCUGUCAGAUAGUGUGCCUCGAGGAACACAGAAAACUUUCCAGGUGUAUAUAAAGAAUGAAGGUCAGGUCACUGCUAAAUCACUUAGAGUAACAAUGCCUUCAGAACCAAGACUCGCGAUAUCUGCCUAUUCCACAACAACUAGAAUAGCUUCAGUAGAUGGCCUUGACCUACAUCAAAACGAGACGGCCAUCUUGGUAUUGACAGUCACGACUGGUGCAACUGAUGGUCUUGGGCAGUUUAGUGGCAGCGUGGCCCUGAACUCAGAUCUCUCAUCGGCCAGUAUCUCCUACAGGUUCUAUGUGACAUCCCAGGAGAAACUGAACAUCAAAGUUCGGGUAGAAGAUGAAUACACAUACUUUGCUUCUGACAAACCUUUGGUGUCUGGAGCUGUGGUGACACUUCGAAACCCUAGAAGAGGGUACACGGAACAGAGAAUAACCAACAACCAAACAGACUAUGUUGUGUUUGGGGAGGUUCACGAAGAUCGCUACUCGCUGACAGCCACUGCUCCAGGACAUGGAUCCUACUCAGCUGUAGUCAUUGCGAAACCCUCAGAGUCCUCCUUCACCAUUUUCCUACAAAGAGUUGCUGUGAAAUACACCUGGACUGUUACCCCCACAACAUUUGAGGACAAAUACAUAAUCACACUGGAUUCUACCUUUGAAACACAGGUACCAAUGGCUGUUGUCACGGUGGAGCCAGCCAACAUCAAUUUGAUCCCUUAUGAAGAAGGGAAGAAAUAUGUGAUCAAUUUCAACAUCACCAACCAUGGCCUGAUAAGGGCAGACAAUGCCAGGUUUACACUGCCAAGUCAUCCAACACUGAUCUUUACACAGAAAAUAGAUCCCAUAGGAGAUGUAGAGGCAAACACAAGCAUCAUUGUUCCAAUCUUGGUUAAACUGAAGCCUCGAGUGAAGAGGAACCUAGGCACAUCAGCAUGUGGUUUGAAAAUGCUUUACGAUUACUAUUGUGGUGGUACAAAAACUGGAGUCCAGGACAUCACAUUGACAAGGAUGUAUCCAGGAAGACCUCCAUUGCCCUGUGGUAGAGGAAGCGGAGGAGGCGGAGGAGGAGGCGGGCGAGGAGGCGGAGGUGGUGGAGGGAGAGGAGAUGGUGGAGAAGUUCGUUAUGUUGGGAUAUCAGGUACUGUUGGUGGUGGGUCAUCUCCAUCCAGUUCAGUAGUUGUCUACAAUCCUGUGACUCCACUCAGCUGUGACUCUGUUGGAACACUCAUCUCGACGUGUAUUUUGGGUUUUCAUCCAAUUGCUGGAUGUGCUGUAGCAGUGACUGGUUUCUUUGGUGCCAGUGGCUUCCUGGGAUUUGCAAAAGCAAUCUUUGACAUUGCUACUGCAUGUCUGCCUGUUUGUGCUGAAUGUGAAGUGGCCCUUACAGUGUGGCAAGGUGUUCAGUGCAUAUACGAAGAGUACAAGGACUUUUAUCCAAAACGACUUCGACGUGCUACAAAUGGGGAGAUCAUCCAAGGAGUCGUGAACAGUAAUGCUGCCCUCAGGAACUACAUGAUCAUGUUGGAGGAACUCUAUGGAGGACAAGAAAUGUUUGGUGUGUUUGACAACAGUUGGGUGUCUUCCUUCAACCUGGCCCUUGCUGAUGACAGUGCAGGGGGAAAUUCCCUCUCCUCCAGUGAGAUCGCGUCUAUUGUUUCUCCGAUGAACUCCACACAGGGUCAGAUUGUAGAGAAGUUCCUCCAAAGGUGGAACAAAACGUGGACAGCUUGGGAAGAUGGAACACUUGCUUCACUUGGUCCUAAGGACGAUGUCAUUGCCUACAAUGUCAUCAUGUCCAGAUUUCAGCAGUUUAAGACUGAUACAGAAAAUGCCAAACAAAGAGGAUUUGACUCCAUAUUUGAUGACUUUGGAAAUGCAGUCAAAGCCUAUCAAGAAAAUGAAAAGAAGAAGAGUGGCAGUGAUGACGGAGUGUGUGCAAAGGUUCGAGUACGUAUUGUGCAAGAUCUGGUUCUCACACGAGAUGCAUUCACUGCUCGUUUAGAGAUAGAGAAUGGUGAACAAUCAGCCCUGGAAAGCAUUCGGGUCACCGUAAACAUCAGGGCCACGUAUGGCGAUGAAACAUCUACGAAUAACAAAUUUUCAGUUGGAAUCCCAACACUGGUGGGCCUUACUGGGGUUGAUGGUACAGGCAGGCUAGAGACAGAUGUGUCAGGUACAGCAGAGUGGCUUAUCAUACCCUACUCCACGGCGGCAGUCAAGGAGGACACUCUGUAUGAUGUCGGCGGGACUCUCUCUUACACAGUCGAUGGUUCGAAUUUCUCCAUCCCUCUCCUACCAGACACAAUUACAGUAAAACCAAAUCCCAGCCUCACUGUCAACUACUUCAAGGAGAAGUAUGUCCAGGGGGAUGACCCAAUGACUUCAGAUGUGGUAGAGCCAGUUGUUCCCUUCACACUUGCAGUCAUGGUCUCCAAUGGGGCAUAUGGUGUAGCCCGCCAGCUGAAGAUCACCUCUGCACAGCCAGAGAUCAUUGAAAAUGAGAAGGGAUUGUUGGUCGCUUUCAAGAUAAUUGGUGCGCAGUUGGAUACACAUCCUGUCAGUCCUUCUCUGUCUAUAGACUUUGGGGAUAUUGAGUCCUUUGAGACCAAGACUGCUCGCUGGCUUCUAACAUCUACCCUUAGGGGGAAAUUUUACAACUACACAGCUACCUUUGAGAACAUUAACCCCCUUGGUGAUCCUCAGUUAUCCAUUAUGGAAGACCUUGGAUAUCACGAGUUGGUCCAUCUGGUGAGACUCGAGUCUCCAAAUGACACCAGAGACGACUUUCUGGUUAAUGAUAUCAUAGAUGAGGACGAAAUGCCUGAUGCCGUUUUUGAUAGUUCAAAUGGAUUUUAUUCAAUUCCCGUAAAUUCUUCAAAUGUCAUGUCCUUCAGUUUACGAAGAACUGAGACAGUGGGAAGCAGGUCAUAUAUUUACGUAGACCUUACUGUUAUGAUUUCCAGGAGAUCCUUCUCAAACUAUACCUACACUCGCCUGGUGAACAAUCUGACAAGAGAUAGCGCGACUGACACACUUCUGCAAGUCACCAGAGAUGAUGGGAAGAAGAUUUUGGUUGGACCUAAUGCCUGGCAGACAUCCUAUUACCAUGAUGAGUUUUACUUGCACAUAUUUGACUAUCACAAGAACAUGACUAAAACAACUAAUAUCUCUUACUCACUGGUAUUUGGACCUAAAAAUAUGCACAAGCCGACAUUUACGAAGAGUAUGUACGAGAUAUUCGUUGCAUUUGAUCAACUCACAGGUCCCAUUCUUGAACUUCAAGCUACGGAUAAGGACCCGAAUACGCAACUAUGCUACAGUCUUGAUGGGUCUUCUGUUUUCGCAAUAAAUGAACUGACUGGAGAAGUCAGAAGCCUUAAACCACUCACAAAUACACUGUAUGAACUGACUGUGACAGUAACAGAUGAUGGCAUCCCAUACUUGAGUAGUUCAGCCAAGGUUGUGGUGAGGGUUGGUAACUACAGCUCGUCGUCCUCAACAUCAGGUACUGUUUCACCUUCUACCGACGAAUCUUCAGUCUCUAUCCUCUCGACCCAAAGAUCCACCUCCCAAGUUUCAGGAGAAACAUCAUCUGUGACUGUGCCCAUUAACGUUUCUUCCACCAUCGUUACUGCUACAUCCACAGCAACAGGUCCAGGUCUAAACAACACAAUUGAUGUAGGCACGGCCUCUGUCACUACGGACACUGUAACAUCAUCCACGUUCAAGGAACCAUCAACAGGUCUAGGUCUAAACAGCACAAUUGAUGUGAACGUAACCUCUGUAACUGUAGGCACUGUCGCAUCAUCCACGUUCAAGGAACCAUCAACAGGUCCAGGCCUAAACAUCACAAUUGAUGUGGACGCAACCUCUGCAACUUUGGGCACUGUCGCAUCAUCCACGUUCAAGGAACCAUCAUCAGGUCCCGGUCUAAACAACACAAUUGAUGUGGACGCAACCUCUGUAACUGUAGGCACUGUCGCAUCAUCAACUGUCAAAGAACCAUCAACAGGUCCAGGCCUAAACACCACCAUUGUUUCAAGCUCGAGUUCUGUGUUGACUCCAGCUGGUACUACUGUGUCAACAUGUGGGUCAACAAACAACCUGUCCCAUGUUUGGAUGUUGGUGGUACCGGUAAUACUGAUAUGUAUGUUACCAUAACAUACAUAUUUACAGACCGCCGUCAUAAUGCUGGAAUAUUGCUGAGUGCGGCGUUAAACAGCAAACCAACCAACCAACCAUAACAUACAUAUCAUUGUGAACAUCUAUAUAUCCUGUCAAACGUUCGAGUGAGCUAUGUGAGCAUCUGUCUUUAGUAUUUACAUAUUCUCUGAAAAAAACACGAUCUAUGAUGCUUAAUGUCUGAAUGAAUGAUUGCUGCAUUCUUCAUUAUGCUUUUAUAAUUUCGAUACCACUUUUAUGUUGGUAGCGGUUUCCUAAGAAGGUAGUUGCAAUGAGAUAAAAGGUUCCUUUGUAUAGCAGCACUUCAUAUAUGCACGCCAUCACAUACAAUGCUCUCAAUUAUAAUCAGAUAUUAUAUCACAACAUUAUAAAAGCAUCUCAGCACAUAAGUAUGUCUUGUAUAGAUGUAUUAUGUCAUAUAUCACAUUGCAUUUCUUACUCACAAACACAAUAUGUAUGUGUAGCUUGACUUAAGGCAAGCUAUACUUAGUCAAAUUAAAAACUUCACAUAUUUAAAAGUAAUCCUAUAUAUGAUAUACAACGGGAAAAUGUAUCGGAGAAGGUAAUUUUUAAUCAUUAAUGUCCAAAGAAGGAUUUUAAUUAACGG
Molecule: messenger RNA, 8941 nt
Organism: Haliotis rufescens (red abalone)
Lineage: Eukaryota; Metazoa; Mollusca; Gastropoda; Lepetellida; Haliotidae
Exons: 22
Coding region: 1-8313 (2770 amino acids)
Biological process (GO): homophilic cell-cell adhesion
Cellular component (GO): membrane
Molecular function (GO): calcium ion binding
Source: RefSeq, a predicted model, not a curated record